AUGUCCUGCUCCAACCUGUGUGUGCCCUCCUGUGGGGUGGCCACCCCGGCCCCUCUGGCUGACACGUGCAACGAGCCCUGCGUGCGGCAGUGCCCCGACUCCACGGUGGUGAUCCAGCCCCCGGCCUCAGUGGUCACCUUCCCCGGGCCCAUCCUCAGCUCCUUCCCCCAGCAGAGCGCUGUGGGCUCAGCAGGAGUGCCUGCUGUUGGAGGGGGCUUUGGGGGCAGUUUUGGAGGCCGUGGGGGUUAUGGGGGUUAUGGCUAUGGGGGUUAUGGUUAUGGGGGUUAUGGUUAUGGGGGUUUUGGGGGCUCUGGGAGCUGUGGCCGUGGCUGGGGCCGUGGCAGCUGUGGCCCCUGCUAAAGCCUAAACGUGCAGGGAGUUCAGUGCUGCCCCUGCCCCUGGGGCUCCACAACCAGCCCCUCUUGGCUUCUCCCACCUGAGCCAGGAUGAAGCUUCCAGCCCCUCUUCAGGCUGCAGGAGCAGCUCCCCGUGAUUUGCACAGGGUGACCCUGCAGACCCUCAGCUGGUGGCUUUGGGGCUUCCAGCACUGGCCCCCAAAAGCUCCCCUCUCCCUGCCCUGCAACAAAGCUCUUCUGACCCUCUUGGAUGAGCCUCUGCCCUGCUCUGCCCAGCUUGGAGACUCCCAACCUGCAAGAGGAAGGGGGAAUCUUUGGGGUGGAGCCCUGGCUUGGGCCUUGCUGCUGUUUUAGGAUUUUUGUGUUUCCAAUUCCCUGUCCCUGGGGUGGUUUGUGUCUUGCUGCCACUCUCUGUUGCAUUUUCCACCCGCAAUAAAGACUUCA
Molecule: messenger RNA, 800 nt
Organism: Empidonax traillii (willow flycatcher)
Lineage: Eukaryota; Metazoa; Chordata; Aves; Passeriformes; Tyrannidae
Product: claw keratin-like
Exons: 2
Coding region: 1-360 (119 amino acids)
Cellular component (GO): intermediate filament
Molecular function (GO): structural constituent of cytoskeleton
Source: RefSeq, a predicted model, not a curated record